AACUAGAAAUGUUAAGGUUUGAAACUUUGGAGCUGAAAAUAGGAGAGAAAUUAUCAUAAAUUCUUGUACUUGUGCAAGUAAUCCUUUUGGGUUUUGUAAGAUGAGAAUGUCACAGCUGUUUUGUCUUACUAAAUUGGUUUUUCUCGGAGGAAGAAGAUGGCAAUCUCGGGUGUUUACGUUUAUAUAUAUGUAGGUAGCAUGUUUUGUCUAGGUGGGAGGUUUAGCUGUAUACCCAAUUCUCUAGUUCUCUUCUUCCCAUUUUCCUCCUUCCUAUCUCCCAUACACAUUACUCUCUCUUUCUCCUUCUCUCAUCGAAUCAAGGCAAUAUUUGGAAGAGAGAGGUAGACACAUGCCAUUGGGCUUUUGGCUUUGCUUUCUCUCCCAUUUACCCACCUCAAUACUCUCUGGACUUUCCUUGCUUCCUUUUUAAUCUGCUUCUAUCUUCCCAAUCCUUUCAACACCUUCUUCACAUCAAAGCAUAGGGAUUUAAGAUACAGACUUCAAGAUUUAAGGGUUUUGUUGCAAGUCCACAAUAGCUUCGUCCUUCUCUUUGACAAAACCCUUUGAUUUUACUUUAUAAUGCAUUCGAGCUUGUAGAUUUUAUUGGCUUUUCAAUAUCGGAUGCAUUUGAUUUGUAUCUUACCAAAGUUUUGAUUUCUUCUCAUUUGUAUAUGUGUGUCUAAGCAAUUUCUUUGAGGAUUAGGGUUUCUUUGUUGCUGGGUUUCUUUCCUGUUUGUCUUCCUUGGAUUUAGGUUUUUGAGGUUCAGUUAUAUACCGAUGCUUCUUCAGUUUUUGUAGGAUUUAGGAAUCGGGUUGAAGGGGGUUGGUGUGUUUCUAUAUUAAAUUUGAUUGAGAUAUGAGCCGUAGGGUUCGGCGAAAAAUAUCAAGGAAGGGCAAGGAUAAGUUGGUUUUGCCAGGUUAUCAAGAAAUUGAGGAUGAGAUUUUGAGUUCUGAGGUCAAUGGAGUCGUCGAUUGGACUAGCUUGCCCGAUGAUACAGUGAUUCAGUUAUUUUCUUGUCUGAAUUAUCGCGACAGAGCAAGCUUGUCAUCUACAUGUAGGACAUGGAGAGCUUUAGGAGCUUCUCCUUGUCUAUGGAAUUCUUUGGAUCUUCGUGCGCACAAAUUUGAUGUUUCCAUAACAGCUUCUCUAGCAUCAAGAUGUUCCAAUCUUCAGAAGCUUAGGUUUCGUGGAGCUGACUCUGCGGAUGCAAUAAUUCAUCUUCAAGCUAGAAACUUACGUGAAAUAAGUGGUGAUUACUGCAGGAAAAUAACUGAUGCUACUUUAUCCGUGAUUGUGGCUCGGCAUGAGGUUCUUGAGAGCCUCCAGCUUGGGCCAGAUUUCUGUGAGAGAAUCAGUAGUGAUGCAAUAAAAGCAAUAGCUCUUUGCUGUCCAAACUUGAAGAAACUUCGGCUAUCUGGAAUAAGAGAUGUUUUCGCUGAUGCUAUCAAUGCAUUGGCUAGGCAUUGUCCAAAUCUGACUGACAUAGGAUUCUUGGACUGUCUGAAUGUUGAUGAGGUUGCAUUAGGAAAUGUUGUAUCAGUUCGUUUCCUUUCCGUUGCCGGGACAUCAAAUAUGAAGUGGGGGGUUGUUUCACAUCUUUGGCACAAGCUGCCUAAAUUGACUGGUUUGGAUGUUUCAAGAACUGAUAUUGGUUCCACUGCUGUUUCUAGGUUGUUGGCAUCCUCUCAAAGCUUGAAAGUUUUUUGUGCCUUGAAUUGCCCUGCUCUUGAAGAGGACAACAGCUUUACUACCAGUAGAAACAAAGGAAAAUUGUUACUUGCAUUAUUUACUGAUAUUUUUAAAGGACUAUCUUCAUUAUUUGCCGAUACCACAAAGAAGGGAAGGAACGUGUUUUUUAAUUGGAGGAAUUCAAGGAACAAGGACAAAAACAUAGAUGAGAUUAUGACUUGGCUUGAAUGGAUCUUGUCCCAUACUCUUCUGCGAACUGCUGAGAGCAAUCCACAAGGUCUAGAUAAUUUCUGGCUAAAGCAAGGGGCUGCACUGUUGCUUAGUUUAAUGCAGAGCUCCCAAGAGGAUGUUCAAGAGAGGGCAGCCACUGGACUUGCAACUUUCGUUGUUAUUGAUGAUGAAAAUGCUAGCAUAGAUUGUGGAAGAGCGGAGGCAGUUAUGCGAGAUGGUGGCAUUCGCCUUCUUUUGGACCUUGCAAAAUCUUGGAGAGAAGGGCUUCAGUCAGAGGCUGCAAAAGCUAUAGCAAACUUGUCUGUGAAUGCCAAUGUUGCAAAGGCUGUUGCAGAAGAGGGGGGCAUCAAUAUCCUUGCUGGUCUGGCGAGGUCAACAAACAGAUUGGUUGCUGAAGAGGCGGCUGGUGGAUUAUGGAAUCUCUCAGUUGGAGAGGAACAUAAGAGCGCUAUUGCUGAGGCUGGUGGUGUGAAAGCAUUAGUUGACCUUAUAUUCAAAUGGUCUUCUGGAGGUGAUGGUGUUCUGGAACGUGCAGCCGGUGCAUUAGCAAAUUUGGCAGCUGAUGACAAGUGUAGUAUGGAAGUUGCAGUUGCAGGAGGUGUACAUGCACUAGUGAUGCUUGCUCGAAACUGCAAGAUUGAAGGAGUGCAAGAGCAGGCUGCUCGUGCCUUGGCCAAUUUGGCUGCUCAUGGUGAUAGUAACAGUAACAACGCUGCUGUUGGACAAGAGGCAGGUGCUCUUGAAGCCCUUGUUCAACUUACACGCUCUCCCCACGAAGGUGUCAGGUAGCUCAUAAAAGGUUCUAUAACUUGGCUGUUUUCAACUGCCGUUACACGUGUUCAAUUAAAAUUUUUCUUUCUUUUCGAUUAGAAAACACAAUUACUGAGCAUGUCACGUUUGGUGCAAUGAGAUGUGGAUGGAAUGCGUGCAAUAUGAUGUACACCAAACUCUUGUCAUCUUUCAAUUAAAGCAUAAUUCAAUUUUUCAUAUUCUUUUUCAGGAACGUGUUUUAUGAACUUUUAAGCAGACUACGUUAAUUUUCCAAAAAAAAGAGGGGAUUGUCUGGUUUUGUCUUGCCCUUUAGACAUCUGGACAACUGUCCGUUCCAUUGAAGCUGUAUUUUCUUCUGAUUGCUGAAGAUGUGAUUUUAUGUUGAACAAUUAGAGGCUCAGAUUUACUGAA
Molecule: messenger RNA, 3103 nt
Organism: Carica papaya (papaya)
Lineage: Eukaryota; Viridiplantae; Streptophyta; Magnoliopsida; Brassicales; Caricaceae
Source: RefSeq, a predicted model, not a curated record